This is a messenger RNA of Eruca vesicaria subsp. sativa (arugula), 522 nucleotides long. The record is from the annotation of a GenBank genome assembly. Lineage: Eukaryota; Viridiplantae; Streptophyta; Magnoliopsida; Brassicales; Brassicaceae.
AUGGCGGUUCUUUCUUGGCUCAACGGCAUGCAAACAGUUCGUAGCUUUGGUCAGAAUAGUUCGACGAUGACUUCACAGUUCUCAUGGACUGAAGCAAGCACAUACCAUUGCAGUGCCAUGAUAAUGCAUAUGAAGCUCUUCUGGUUUACAGGUUGUGAAUUCUUGAGACGCAUAUGCUACCUUCAGUUUGCUGGAAGGGCAUUGUUCUACAACACACAAACACAACCCCUGUCAAGAGUUGAAGUUGUGGAGAAAAAUGUCAAGCUUGGGACAGUCACGUUGGGAACUCAUACCAACAUGUUCUCCAAUCCGUCUUCAACGAAAUUUGACCGUGCAAGCAGAGUUUCUUUCAAAUAUAGCACUUCAAGAGGGGUUUAUAGAAUACCAACUUUCUAUGUUAAUGGGUUUAUAUUGCCCGAUGCUGGUUCUCCCUUAGAUUUUGGAGGAUGGAAAAGUGUUCUUGAUGCUCUGGUUCAAACCACACAAAGUAGAGAUGCAAAAUGGUUUUAUUUCUUCUUUUGA